AUGAAGAUAAACGUAUCCAUUCCACUUCAGGCAGCAAGAUGGUUUUCUUAUUUGCUUAUACUUAUAUGCAUUGAGAUUAUCUUCAUUUUACCAUUAUCGAAUCUUUUAUGGAUAGAUUUUAUCAAUAGGUUGAUUCCAAACAACAGAAUGCAUGUUAUACCUUUGAGCAACAUGGCUAAUUCUUGGACAGUUCCAUUUGAUUUGCGGGUCAUUGCCAAUGUUACAUCAACUAAAGAGAAUGAAAUACGAUCAGACAUACCUUUAGAUGUUACCUUAAAUUUGGGGAUUUAUUGUACUUCUCACCGACCAAUUGAGGCCGUGACUUUAUCAAUAGAUGACAAUCCCAGAAAGUUACCUCUUGUAUGUUUUGAUAACUUGAAUUUUCUCUCUUCAAGAUUCAAUGGGUUCGAUUCAGUGUCAAAAACUGUCAAGAAAGAUGUCAUCAAUGACUUUAAGUUUGGAUUUCCUGUAAAUCCUGAUAACAAGAGGAUCAGGAUAGAUUUAAAGGACUAUACUGAGGACUACCUUUUAAGUUACAUCAAUGUCCAAUUUUCAGUGAAAUAUACCGGAUUCCGAAAGUUUUUACUAAGCUGGAGAAGAACUUGUCAUCUAUUGGGCACUUUAUUAUUUGCUAGUUUGAUUUCUAGUUGCUUCCUAUUAUCUUUUACUGGUGUCUUCAGCUAUAUUGUAAUGGCAUAA
Messenger RNA from Kluyveromyces lactis, 699 nucleotides. RefSeq names its product seipin (gene SEI1). The transcript has a single exon. The record is from RefSeq and is a predicted model, not a curated record. The coding region runs from base 1 to 699 and encodes 232 amino acids. Lineage: Eukaryota; Fungi; Ascomycota; Saccharomycetes; Saccharomycetales; Saccharomycetaceae.